Molecule: messenger RNA, 987 nt
Organism: Cooperia oncophora
Lineage: Eukaryota; Metazoa; Nematoda; Chromadorea; Rhabditida; Trichostrongylidae
Source: the annotation of a GenBank genome assembly
AUGUCGGAGAAGGAAGAACGGCCGUCACUUCGUCCGGUUGCGUUUGCCGCGGUCGUCUUCUCGACGGUCGCACUCACCAGCUGCCUACUCACAUUUCCAAUGAUACUGCACUAUGUCCAAACGCUCGAAUCACAAGUGCAGCUUGAUUUGGAAUACUGCCAGGCCCGUGCAAGAGACAUGUGGAAGGAAAUGUUGAACAUUGAAACCGGUGGCAAACGUGAUGUGGGGAAAUUGGCCGACAUUGUGAUGACUCAUCGGAGACUGGAGAAGAGAGACACUCUUGCUGACUUCUGGGCUCGCCGACUCCACGAUCAGGAGUUACGUGACGAACCCGUUGGAUACGACACUCCAUCAGCCGCUGUUGAAGCAGCCGUGCAGGGUGGAGGUGCACAAGGAUGCUGCACAUGCAAUCGCGGACCGCCUGGGCCUCCAGGCGAUCCUGGACGAGAUGGAGCAGAUGGGUUGGAUGGCAAUCCCGGCGACAUUGGACCACCUGGACCCCCUGCACCACCUGGUCCUGACCCCAUGUCACUGUUCCCACCGCAGUGCCCGUGUGAGGCACCUCCUGGUGACCCUGGUCCGAAAGGGCAGCAAGGGCCAGACGGUCCUCCUGGUCCUCCAGGGGCACCUGGUGAAGACGGGAAACCCGGAGAUCAAGGAGCCCGUGGAAGUCCCGGUAUGCCUGGACCACCAGGUCCUACUGGCCGUCCCGGUCCACCUGGUGAACCUGGCACCUACAAAACGGAAGUUGGACCACCAGGAAGGCCUGGUGCUCCCGGUCGUCCAGGACCACCAGGUCAGCCUGGUCCACCUGGUGGACCAGGUUCGGAUGGAAAACCGGGUGCACAAGGUCCUCCCGGAAUGCCAGGACCUCCUGGACAGCCAGGACAGAACGGACCAGCUGGACCACCAGGGCAGAAUGGUGAGAACGGUGCUCCUGGCUCGUGCGAUCAUUGUCCUCCUGCAAGGCUUGCACCUGGUUACUGA